Molecule: messenger RNA, 824 nt
Organism: Schistocerca serialis cubense
Lineage: Eukaryota; Metazoa; Arthropoda; Insecta; Orthoptera; Acrididae
Product: molybdenum cofactor biosynthesis protein 1-like
Exons: 7
Coding region: 47-748 (233 amino acids)
Biological process (GO): Mo-molybdopterin cofactor biosynthetic process
Molecular function (GO): cyclic pyranopterin monophosphate synthase activity; GTP 3',8'-cyclase activity; 4 iron, 4 sulfur cluster binding
Source: RefSeq, a predicted model, not a curated record
UCUAACUGGUGCCUUGAAGAAAAUAAAAGAUCUCGAAAGUGUCUUAAUGACAACCGAUGGCCUCAUAUUGACAAGACAGCUGGUUGCCUUGCAGAGGGCAGGCCUUGACGGUCUGAACAUCAGCUUAGACACCCUGCAGUCCCAACGCUACAACCAGAUCACGAGGAGGAAAGGCUGGGAGCGUGUCAUGGCUGGCAUAGAUCUAGCCUUGCAACUUGAAUACGACCCUGUGAAGAUAAAUUGUGUUGUAAUGCGAGGUUUUAAUGAAGAUGAAGUGUGCAGUUUUGUGGAGUUAACAAAAGAGAAAAAUGUUGAUGUAAGAUUUAUCGAGUACAUGCCUUCCAGCGGCAACAAAUGGAAUGAUGGGAAGAUGGUCUCAUUUAGUGAAAUGCUCCAAAUAAUUAGAAAGCAGUGGCCUGAUUUUGAUCCUCUUCCCAAUGGGCCCAAUGAUACCUCAAAGGCAUACCAUGUCCCAGGCUUCAAGGGACGUGUGGGAUUUAUUACCUCAAUGAGUGAACACUUCUGUGGCACGUGCAACCGUUUACCGAUAACAGCUGAUGGCAAUUUGAAGGUGUGUCUCUUUGGGAAUUCAGAGAUAUCUCUCAGAGAUGCAAUACGAAGCAAAUGCAGUGAGGAUGACUUGCUUGCCAUGAUUGGGGCAGCAGUGAGAAGAAAGAAGAAACAACAUGCAGGCAUGAUGAACCUGUCAAAGAUGAAGAAUCGGCCAAUGAUUCUUAUUGGAGGAUAACAAAUGUGCGUGGCCGCGCACUAGCGCGCCACAAGCGUGACGCAGUUCGCCGCCGGACGCGAGCCGAGGAGGGUCC